CAACUCUCGCGAGAGCCGGUUGGCGCGCGGCGGCGUUCGGUGCCGGUGUGCGGGGGCUGCGGGAUGGGGCUGCUGCGGGACUGCGAGGCCGCCUUCGGCUCCACCGACCUCUACCGCGUCCUGGGGGUUCGCCGGGAGGCCUCGGCCCAGGAGAUCCGCCGCGGGUACCACCGCGCCUCGCUCCGCGUCCACCCCGACCGCGCCGAGCCCGAUGCCAAGGAGGAGGCGACGCGGCGGUUCCAGAUCCUUGGCAAGGCCUACGCCGUCCUGAGCGACGCGGAGCAGCGCGCCGUGUACGAUGAGGAGGGCACGGUGGAUGAGGAGGGUGAGGCGCUGCGGGGAGAGCGGGACUGGCAGGAGUACUGGCGGCUGCUCUUCAAGAAGAUUACUGUAAAAGACAUUGAAGAUUUCGAAAAGAGCUAUAAAGAUUCAGAGGAAGAGCUUGCUGAUAUUAAAGCCGCAUACAUGGAUUUUGAGGGUGACAUGGACAGAAUAAUGGACUCCGUGUUAUGCGUGGACUAUACAGAUGAACCCAGAAUACGGAAGAUCAUAGAAAAAGCCAUUGACGAUGGAGAGGUUCCAGCCUACAAAUGCUUUGUAAAAGAGUCUAAACAGAAAAGGACUGCAAGAAAAAGACGGGCAGAGAAAGAAGCUAGAGAAGCAGAAAAGACUAAAGAAGAACUAGGUCUUGGUGAUGAAGAUGACUUGAAAGCACUGAUUCAGAGAAGAAAAGAAGAUAGAAAAAAGGAAAUGGAUGACUUUUUAUCCCAACUGGAAGCAAAAUAUGGGAAUAAGGGUAAAAAAGGAGGAAAGAAGACAACAGCUAAGAAAGGAAAAAAAUAAAGAACUGUGUAGGUAUCAUUUCGGAUGGGAACAUGCAGAUUUGGGAGAAUUUCAGAAUUUUUAUGGACUACUGUUUCGGAGCACAUGUACAUUAACUUGUGUGACUGGGAGGUAUACAGAACACAUAAUGAACAAAGACAAAGCACUGUGAUUCUGAUGUCUAAAAUUCUCGUGGGUGCUCUUUUGUUAACAUCAAACAGAUUUUAGACUAAAAGCUUUGUUACAGUAAGGAUGUGGUCUGAUGUUUGGAAUUGUGGUGUUCGUACACAGAACUGUGUUGAAGCACCUUCCUUCCAGACACCUAAUGCAUAUUAGUACAAUUGAUGUUAAAACAAAGUAAUCCCACACCUUCUGAGAGUCUUCAGUGGUGGUUACUGUGGUUUCUGAGUUGGAGACCUUACCUUUUUGCUAUUCAGACAUUUCUUUUGUAAUAAACCUCCUUGUGUUUUUAAAGGUCUUUGCACUUAGCUGGAACAGGGGUUUUUCAGAUAUUCCAGUGCUUUUAUAAAGAUACUUGGAAAAUUGCAAAUUUAAUAAAGGAAAGAUGGGUUUUUUUUUUUCAGAAUUCUGUGCUAUGUUGUUUCUCUAGUCCUCUUUACUUUUUCUAAGUAGCUGUUUAAAACAAAGUGAUCAUGUCAAUUGAUCUGGUUUAAGAAAAUAGUAUCUACUUCUACAGCAGCUGCAACUAUGGCUACAUUAACUGGCAUCACUGCUGAUUGUGCCACGUUAGCUAUGACUAGUAGCCACAGUUAGUAGUAGUGACCACCUAGUAGUAGUUAGUAGUGACCACCUAGUUUGGUCACUACUUGUGGUAGAUGCCUUAGGAAUAAUUCAGGACUGCAGCAUCUAUAUGACUGUGCAGAAAUCCUCUAACAUACUGAGGUGAGGUAACAGAAUGGAGAUGAUUUGGUCUAUUUCUAGGGUUUGUGAUGUCCCAUGACAAGGAAUUCAAAUGUAUUGCAUAUUAUUCUGGUAACAUCACAGUCAUCUGGUGAAGGACAACAGUGAUGAGCUACCUCCCUGUAUUUGUCAACACUUCUGUUAUUUCAGACACUAAUUGCUUCUGGAAGAUGUGCAAAUAUUUUGGAGGUUUUUACUUCAGCUGAUUUUAAACCCCAUGAUGUAGAGUGCAAGGGUAUGAAUUUGAAGGACAACCAGUUUUCAGCUUACCCUGUGGCUCAAAGAAGUGAGGCUGGCUUUAUUGUGAAUCAUUCUGCAAGGGCUUAUGAGCCACAGUGUGGAGAGUUACUUUUGUAGUGAACAUCCUUACUGCAUUCAGGAACUAACUUUAAUAGAGCUUUCUGGGGGAGAAACUAGAGGUAGAUGGUAACUGUUCUUCAUUUACUUGGCUGCUUGCAAAAAACUACCCUGAUUCUGAGAGAGUACAGCCUAUCUUGUGUAGCCUGUGACUUCAAUGUUACUUCUAGUAUGCAAAAUAGAUGCCUAGCAGCCCAAGAGAAGUCUCUGGUGUCAGGCAUUUGUACAGAAAUGAAAUUCAAUUACCUUACUAAUCCACUAGCUCAUUCAGGCAAUAAAAUACAAUACUAGAAGUCUAUUCUAGUUUAUCUGUGUAUUUUUAUAACUUGUGCACUAGGGCUACAGAAUACUAACCUGUCCCUGAGGAAUGGCACUGUUACAAAUGGGAUGCUU
This is a messenger RNA of Calypte anna (Anna's hummingbird), 2493 nucleotides long. It is a transcript of the gene DNAJC9, whose product is annotated as DnaJ heat shock protein family (Hsp40) member C9. The coding region runs from base 64 to 843 and encodes 259 amino acids. Gene Ontology annotation, molecular function: heat shock protein binding. The record is from RefSeq and is a predicted model, not a curated record. Gene Ontology annotation, cellular component: cytoplasm; nucleus. The transcript is spliced from 5 exons. NCBI's taxonomy places the organism in Eukaryota, Metazoa, Chordata, Aves, Apodiformes, Trochilidae.